AUGUCAAGGUACGACAGGAGAAGGGUCAAUGGACCGCCUAGCUAUGUUCCUAUCUACGACUCGGCCAGCUCCACCGCUGCCAUCGCAUCCACCUCGGCACCCAUCGCAACCACAUCGCAGCUGAGACCUGACAAGCGGUCAUACGCCGACCUGAGGCCCAUUUUCCUACAAACAAACCUCGUUCCGUCUGCAUCAGGCAGCUCGUAUGUCGAAAUUGGCGAUUUGAAGCUUGCUUGCUCCGUGUUUGGUCCUCGACAGGUCAAAGGACGACAGUACAGCGGCAAGGCAGAGUUGAACGUCGAGGUCAAGUUUGCGCCCUUUUCGAGCCGGAGGAGGAGAAAGCCAGGGAAGACGACGGAAAGCGCGCAUCUCUCGAGCGUGCUGCAUCAAGCGCUGCUGCCAUCUUUGCGGCUCGACUUGCUGCCCAAAGCGUCGCUCGACAUCCACAUUAUGGUACUCCAAACGGAUGGGUUGGAGGAAUGCUGCAUCGCCGCUGCGUGUAUCGCUGCGUCAACCGCGCUUGCUUCAGCGGGCAUCGAGAUGUACGGCAUUGUCGUAGGGACCGUCGCUCUCAUCCCUUCGUCUGUUGAACUAGCUCACGACAAACGCAUACUUCUCGACCCGAGUUCAGCCGACCUUGGGCUCGUCUCGGGCAUGAAGACCGCUUCGAGAGUGCUCAUGUGUGGCAUGCCCGCCUUGGCUUCGGUGACGUGCCUGAACGUCUCAGCUGGUUCAAACCAGCUCAUGUUGAAGAGCCAAAACCCACGAAGCAUGUCGCUAUGCGCCGGCGUCGAGGCAGAUACCCUCGACGAAGCUCUCGCCGCCAUUAACGCAGGCUUGGUCGACAUCCACAAGGUCGUCGCUCAAGCCCUUGCUGAGGACUUUCAACGUCGAAGCGCCUUGACGAACUCGAGCACUCCGCACUGA
Molecule: messenger RNA, 927 nt
Organism: Sporisorium graminicola
Lineage: Eukaryota; Fungi; Basidiomycota; Ustilaginomycetes; Ustilaginales; Ustilaginaceae
Exons: 1
Coding region: 1-927 (308 amino acids)
Biological process (GO): poly(A)-dependent snoRNA 3'-end processing; nuclear mRNA surveillance; rRNA catabolic process
Cellular component (GO): nucleolus; cytoplasmic exosome (RNase complex); nuclear exosome (RNase complex)
Source: RefSeq, a predicted model, not a curated record